GCGACGAAGACGGCAUCCAGUUGUCGCCUAGUGCUCACCAAGCAGUCCAACUCAGCUCCGCCGCAGCCGCACCUCCACACACAACAUGGCAUUCAAGGUCGCCGUCCUCCUCAGCGCCUGCCUGGCCGUGGCCCGCGGAGGCUACCUGCACGGCCUGCACCACGGCCCCGCCCUGGCGUACGCGCCCUCCUACAGCAGCUACAGCGCCCCCAUCCUCAGGAGCGCUCCCAUCAUCAGCGCCCCCAUCAUCCGGUCUACUCCUUACAUCAGCGCUCCGAUCAUCCGGUCUUCCCCCUACAUCAGCGCUCCCAUCAUCCGGUCUUCCCCCUACAUCAGCGCUCCCAUCAUCCGGUCUUCCCCUUACAUCAGCGCUCCCAUCCUCAGGAGCGCUCCCCUCUACAGUGAGCCGAUCAUCAGCGCUCCCAUCAUUCGGUCUUCCCCCUACAUCAGCGCUCCCAUCAUCAGGAGCGCCCCCAUCCUCAGCUCCCACCUCGUCCACAGCGCCCCUCUCGUCCACAGCGCUCCUCUCGUCCACAGCGCCCCCAUCCUGAGAUCAUCCCCCAUCCUGCACGCCGAACCCAUCUGGUGAGCACCAAUACGCCGCCCCCUGAAACCAACGGUUUUAUCGCCUAGCUGCCAUCAUGUAAAUUAAUUACUCGCAACACAUCAAUAAAACGUCUAGUCCUCUGAUAA
Frankliniella occidentalis (western flower thrips) is the source of this 693-nucleotide messenger RNA. Its product is annotated as microtubule-associated protein 6-like. Gene Ontology annotation, molecular function: microtubule binding; calmodulin binding. Lineage: Eukaryota; Metazoa; Arthropoda; Insecta; Thysanoptera; Thripidae. Gene Ontology annotation, biological process: microtubule cytoskeleton organization. Gene Ontology annotation, cellular component: microtubule. The record is from RefSeq and is a predicted model, not a curated record. The transcript is spliced from 2 exons. The coding region runs from base 86 to 589 and encodes 167 amino acids.